Molecule: messenger RNA, 618 nt
Organism: Penicillium longicatenatum
Lineage: Eukaryota; Fungi; Ascomycota; Eurotiomycetes; Eurotiales; Aspergillaceae
Product: cytochrome P450
Exons: 1
Coding region: 1-618 (205 amino acids)
Molecular function (GO): oxidoreductase activity, acting on paired donors, with incorporation or reduction of molecular oxygen; monooxygenase activity; iron ion binding
Source: RefSeq, a predicted model, not a curated record
AUGGCUGUAUUUGGACAAACUCAAGAUCUUACAUCCCAGGAUAGAUAUGAUAUCUACCUACCUUUCUUGGCCAGUGUCGAUGCUUUCACCAAGAACCUGUGGCUCACGAAGCAUCUUCCAAUCCUUCAACAGAUCGCCCUCAAUUUACCCGAGAAGUACGCUGAGAAGCUAUCCCCAGGAUACCUUAGCUUCCGAAACGUAAGUCUCGCAAUCCGCGUGUGUAUCUCUGGUCUAAUUUUGUUUGUUUUAGCAAUGCGAGAAAUGGGUGAACAUGGUCAGGCUCGUCAUGAGAAGGGUAUACUUCAAACAGAGGAUGGUAGAGACACUGUGUUUGACUUGCUUCUUGAGUCUAAUGAUCAAAAGAACUACAAGGUGCCUGACAUGACCGAGCUGGUAGACGAGGCGUUUUUGUUUCUUAUCGCUGGCAGCGAUACUACCGCUUACUCCAUGGCCUGUGCAACCUACUACAUUCUGACUCAUGAGGAUGUCUUAUCAAAACUGAAAACUGAGCUCAGCGAAAUUCCUCGUCACGAUGACGGCCGCCUAGAUUGCAAGAAUCUUCAAUCGCUUCCAUACUUGGUAGGAAUGCCUUACUCGCCAUUUCCUUUGUCCCACUAA